Messenger RNA from Cetraspora pellucida, 556 nucleotides. NCBI's taxonomy places the organism in Eukaryota, Fungi, Glomeromycota, Glomeromycetes, Diversisporales, Gigasporaceae. The record is from the annotation of a GenBank genome assembly.
UAAAAGCGAACAUGAACUCUCAGGUAUUAUCCAGCAUUCUGUACUUAUUUCUCCGGCAAGAUUUAAAUUCGCUAAUUCGUUUUUAGGUGCUGAACGUAGUGCUCAUCCUAUUUGUCGUCCAAGAGUCCAAACUUUAAUUCUUUCGAUAUUCUAUUAUCUUGCAACAAAAAUAAAGCAAAAAAAUGAUACUACUCCUCUUGAAUACGUCGAGCCAGCGAAACGUCUAACAGAUGAACCUCCAAAACAUGUGGAAACGAAUAAUCGUGAUUAUGAUCUUGGGAAACUUCAAGAACUUCUUAAGCAAACCAUUAUUGGAAUUAUUUUUAUGAUGAUUUUACACCUUUGGUUUGAAUUUACACAACCUUUAUUCAUUCAGUCCAUUUUACCACUCAAGACUACGUAUGAGAAUCCGAUCGUCCAGAUUCAUUUACUUGGUAAACCAGCAGAAGGUGAUUUGAAAAGACCAUUCAAGACUACUGGUCUUUUUGGUAAUCUUGCUGAAUCACAACAACCUCAAACAGAUAAAGCAGCAAUUAAAAAAGCGAAAAAGCAAUAA